Molecule: messenger RNA, 2490 nt
Organism: Fonsecaea nubica
Lineage: Eukaryota; Fungi; Ascomycota; Eurotiomycetes; Chaetothyriales; Herpotrichiellaceae
Exons: 3
Coding region: 1-2490 (829 amino acids)
Biological process (GO): double-strand break repair; DNA double-strand break attachment to nuclear envelope
Cellular component (GO): nucleus; Cul8-RING ubiquitin ligase complex
Source: RefSeq, a predicted model, not a curated record
AUGGACAACGAUCAGCCUGUGGGAGCAGACACUAAGCUGGGUCUGUUCGCCCAGUGCAGCAUGGCGAUCGUUCGCUCUGCUACCCUUCCAGAGAAAGAUGCCGAAUCCUUGGCUUCCGCCCUGAGACUGCACCACGGCAAGGUUGUGAUUGACCAGUAUCCGGAACAUCGUCUGGACCUACGACACAUUACCCAUGUCAUCUCUACCACCUCCGACUUUCCCGACUAUAACUCCUGCGUCGAUACUCUUAUUCCUGUCGUCAAGCCCACCUGGUAUGAACACUCACUCGCGAAAAGUAAACUUCUCAACCCACGUCAAUAUUGCCCCGAUCCUCGUUACUUCAUGUCUGAUGUGGUGGCAUGUGUUGGCGACUUGCCGCAGGGCGAUGCCGAUGCGAUAGCUGGCGGAAUAUUGGCUAUGGGCGGAUUGUUCUCUUCGAGACUCACAAGCCAAAUAACUCACAUAAUUGCGCUGUCUAUGGAUUCGGAAUCUGUCGCAAUCGCUACAAAGAAGCAGCUUGCCGUCAAAGUUGUCCUACCACACUGGGUGGACGAUUGUUUGAAACUAGGAAGAAAGAUUGAUGAACAACCUUAUCAAUUUCCAAAUCCAGAAAUCCUGGAAACGGCUGGUGGCAGGGUCCCUGUUGCAAAGCGGAGGAAUCAAGUGAAUGGAGCUGCACACCCUGACCCUGUACAAUUGAAACAAGAUCCUAACCCACCGCGGAAGCUACAAAAUGUCUUCAAGAAUAAAGCCGUCAUGCUGGCGACUGAUUUGGGCAUUGGCAGAUAUCUUCGUGAGACUCUGGAGGGACUCGUAACUGCUGGAGGAGGGACAGUCACAAAAUCCGUGUCCAAGGCCGAUAUGUAUAUCUGCAAAUAUCGGGAAGGAACAGAUUACAAGAUCGCCUCGAAUGCAGGAAAAGAUGUUGGGAAUCUGUCCUGGCUCUACUUCUUGAUACAGACUGACCAGUGGACAUCGCCGACGCGCCGCAUGUUACACUAUCCCGUUGCCAGAGAAGGCCUCCCAGGUUUUCCCGGGCUGGUCAUCAGUCUCUCAAACUAUAGUGGGGAAGCGAGAACAUAUCUUGAAAACCUCAUCAUCGCCACUGGUGCUAAAUGCACCAAAACUCUCAAGCAGGACAAUACACAUCUUAUCACCGCCCACGACCAGAGUGAGAAGUGCGCAGCUGCAAAAGAAUGGGGGGUUCACAUUGUCAACCACCUCUGGUUGGAAGAGAGCUAUGCACGAUGGAAGAUGCAAAGUGUGACCGACAGGCGAUACACCCACUUUCCCCAGCGUACAAACCUGAGCGAUGUUGUCGGCUACACUCAACUGGACCGCAACGUCCUCGAAGAACAUUUCUUCUCUGACGUCGACACCGAGAUGACGGACGUCGCCGAUAACAAGCCAAUAGAGAACGGAGCAGGUGAGGUCCACCAGCCACCGUCGGUGAGGAGGACCAAGGGCGAACAAGCCGCCAAAUCGACCUCCGGUGGUCCCAAGCAGAAUCCCCAGACCCCGGUGACCCCCAGAUUCAUCGCACCUGGGAAAGAGAACAUUACACCCCCAACAACACACAGCCGCAAGUCCAAAGAAGUUGCAGUGUCUCGUUUGCAAGUGCAAGCCGAGGACAUUCUCCUUUUCAACAAGGAGACCAAACGAAAGGGUGGCGUCCUCUAUGGUGGGCGACGCAAAUCAGAUCCAGAUCGUGUCCAACUGGGUCGGAAAAGAUCGAUGGAGGAAGUGGAUGAUGCCGACACGUCAGAUGACAGCGAUGCGAAAAAGAUCAAACGUGAAGAUGCACCUACAAUUCGACUUGUGAUUUCUGGGUACAAGAAAUGGCUCAAUAAUAGCAAAGGCGAAGAUCGUGACAAGAAACAACUUCGCGACCUAGGGAUACUCAUCACUACCGACGCCAGCAAAGCCACACAUCUUGCAGCUCCCAACAUUGUACGGACUCAGAAAUUUGUGACUGCUCUCGCUUACGCACCCUUGGUCAUCUCGACGGACUUUAUUGAUGCCUGUCUCGCUGAGGACAAAUUACUCAAUCCAGAGAAGUUCAAGCUGCGCGACAAAGAAAAUGAGAAGAAGUUUCAACUGUCUCUUGACAAGUCUCGACAGCGGGCGAAGAAGAACGCGAACCGACUUCUCCAAGGCCGCUCUGUCUACUGCAUGGAGAAUAUCCCUGGGGGCUUUGACACAUUCAAAACCAUUGUGGUAGCCAAUGGGGGCCGCUGUAUGCUGUGGAAGAAUCGCAAAGGAACAAUGGUUCCAUCCGGACGGGCAGACAGCGAGUUGUCUACGGAUACUGACGAGAACCACGACGUCUAUCUGCUUAGCGACAACGGGAAGGAAAACCAUGGCAUGUGGUCACGUUUCAGGGAGAUGGCUGAAGGCAGUCGGAAAGUACCAAAAAUAGUGACGUCAGAUUGGCUACUGGAAACUGCAAUGUCUCAGGAGAUACAGCCGACAAAAGCGUAUGAGCUGUAG